AUGCCUUUAACACAGGAAGAGAUAAAUCAAGUUACAGAAUCAUACAGACUCCUUGAUCCUGAGCAGAAGAACAAGCUUGGAAAAGCUCAGUUAACAUCUUUGUUCAAUGAUCUUAAACUUGAUCUCACAGACAAGCAAAAAGACGUUAUUAUUGAUGGCAUGUUGGCAUGUAAUCAAAAGGCUAAUCUUCAGACAUGCAUCAAUACAGUAUCAUGUUUGCAUGAUCAAGAUGAAUUAGGAAUUCUUAAAAUUGCAUUUCGUGGACUCGAUCAAAAUUGUACACGAAAACUAAGUUUAGAUCAAGCAGUUGAGAUUACUGAAGUCCUUAAGAAACAGGUCACUAGAGAACAACUCUCUGAAUCUUUGUCAGGAAAUACUGAAAAAGGAUUUUCAUUUUCAAAGCUUGCAAAAGUUCUUCUAGACAUUACCAUUCCAGAGAAUGUUGAUCCUUUCAGUGGAAUCGGCGAAAAAUCAAAAUGCUGUUUAUUAAUUUAA
This is a messenger RNA of Trichomonas vaginalis G3, 495 nucleotides long. RefSeq names its product EF-hand family. NCBI's taxonomy places the organism in Eukaryota, Parabasalia, Trichomonadida, Trichomonadidae. The coding region runs from base 1 to 495 and encodes 164 amino acids. The record is from RefSeq and is a predicted model, not a curated record. The transcript has a single exon.